Messenger RNA from Aspergillus udagawae, 807 nucleotides. RefSeq lists its product as uncharacterized. Gene Ontology annotation, cellular component: cytoplasm; nucleus. The transcript is spliced from 4 exons. Lineage: Eukaryota; Fungi; Ascomycota; Eurotiomycetes; Eurotiales; Aspergillaceae. The record is from RefSeq and is a predicted model, not a curated record. Gene Ontology annotation, biological process: proteasome-mediated ubiquitin-dependent protein catabolic process. Bases 1 to 807 code for a protein of 268 amino acids. Gene Ontology annotation, molecular function: protein binding.
AUGUCUUCAGCUAAUUACAUGUCUCCCACUUCCUCGACAACAACGCCAACAUGGCAUCAGUUCGAGCGAAAGGUCGAUGAGGUCAAACCCUCCAAAACUGAUAUCAACUAUCUAGUGAUGGAUUACCUCAUUACCAAUGGCUACCCAGCUGCUGCAAAGAAAUUUGCAGUUGAGGCCAACAUACAACCCAGGGCGGACAUUGAGUCUAUCCAGGAAAGAGUAGAGAUUCGCACUGCGAUUCAUUCUGGCAACAUUCAAGCUGCAAUCGAGAAGAUCAAUGAUCUCAACCCACAGAUUUUGGAUGAAAAUCCGUCUCUGCAUUUUGCAUUGCUUCGCUUGCAGCUUGUGGAAUUGAUCCGUACGUGCAUGUCAACGCCCAAUGGUGACAUCAGUCCUGCCCUCGAGUUUGCGACCUCACAGCUCGCUCCGCGGGCGCCCACCAACCCUCAGUUUCUCGAGGACCUUGAGCGCACCCUUGCUCUUUUGAUCUUCCCUUCUGAGAACCUGGCGCCAUCCCUGGCGCCAUUGUUGCAUCCUGACCUACGUAAAGACAUUGCUACCAGGGUAAAUGAAGCUAUCCUGCAAAGCCAGGGUGCCCGUAAAGAAGCUCGGCUGCGCAAUCUGGUUAAGUUGCGCGCCUGGGCGGAACAGAAAGCCCGAGAAGCCAAGAAGGAUCUUCCUGAGAAGCUGGACCUCGGACUCCAUGAUGGCAACAACGUAAAGAACGCUCAGAGCGCCAGUCAGAAUGGUGCUUCGAAUGAUACUGUAAUGGCCAACAACGGAGAUGUUGACCCGAUGAUUUCAUGA